AUGGAAAACGCCUUCUACAUAUACACCAAGAACGAGGCUGAUAUGGACAGCAGAACUUUCGUAAAAAUUUUGAAGGACGCUAAAUUGCUGAACAAAAAAGUGACGGCCGUGGAUGCGGAUCUCACCUUCGCGAAGGUUAAAGCGAAAGGAGCCAAAAGAAUUAACUAUGACCAGUUUGUUGAAGCAGUUAAGCAUUUGGUAGACAAGCACAAGUUGGAUUAUGGCCAGUUUGUAGAAACAUUAUGCAAUGAAGCUUCUAAUGGACCAAUCCUUUAUGGGACCAAAGCUGCCAAUGUGAGGUUCCAUGAUGACAAGUCGACCUACACGGGGGUUCAUAAGAUGGGCGGACCAACCAUCAUUGAUAAGAACAAGACGCAAUUUUCUGACAUAUCCGAAAUUACAGAUCGUUCGGAAUGCAACAUACGGGGAGUUAAUCUCAGCGUUGAGAAGAAUUUGUAG
Plasmodium inui San Antonio 1 is the source of this 459-nucleotide messenger RNA. RefSeq lists its product as hypothetical. Gene Ontology annotation, biological process: microtubule polymerization; microtubule bundle formation; positive regulation of protein polymerization. The coding region runs from base 1 to 459 and encodes 152 amino acids. NCBI's taxonomy places the organism in Eukaryota, Apicomplexa, Aconoidasida, Haemosporida, Plasmodiidae. The transcript has 2 exons. Gene Ontology annotation, molecular function: tubulin binding. Gene Ontology annotation, cellular component: microtubule. The record is from RefSeq and is a predicted model, not a curated record.